Effrenium voratum is the source of this 1257-nucleotide messenger RNA. The record is from the annotation of a GenBank genome assembly. NCBI's taxonomy places the organism in Eukaryota, Dinophyceae, Suessiales, Symbiodiniaceae.
GACAAAGCAUCUUGCGGCACUCAGCUGCUCGGCUGACGGCCAAUGCACGCUGAGGAAUGGGAAGCCCGACCCUCGCCUCCUACGGGAUCCUCCUCCUCCACUUCUUCCAUCAAGCGGAUCCAGCGAGAGCUGAAGGAGAUCAGCCAACAGCCUUCACGCCACUGGACUGCCGGUCCUGCAAAGGAUGACCUCUUUGAGUGGAUUUUCGCCAUCCGUGGGCCUCCGGAGACGGACUUUCAAGGAGGUAUCUACACUGGGAAGAUUGUGCUGCCAGUGAAUUAUCCUCUCGCCCCACCCUCGAUCACAAUGCUGACGCCCAGUGGCCGGUGGGAGGUGGGCAAGAAGAUUUGCUUGAGCAAUACGAACUACCACGCUGAACUUUGGCAGCCAGCAUGGGGCAUCCGCACCAUGAUGGAGGCUUUGCGGAGCCAUUUCCCAGCUGCCGGAGAUGGUGCCAUCGGUGCUUUAGACUGGCCCAGUGACCAACGCAAGCGCCUGGCACAGGACUCUUUGGACUUUGUCACCUUGCCCAACUCUUCUGGCCAAUGGUCCAAGAAGAACCGCGAACUUUUGCCAGAGCUGUCACCCGAGGAGCUCAAGGAGGAGCUGCCAGAGAAGCCAGUCGCUCCAGUCGAAAGCACAGAGGUUCUGCCAGCCGCCCGGCAGGAGCUGCCAGAGAAGCCGGUCGCUCCUGUCGAAAGCACAGAGGUUCUGCCAGCCGCCCGGCAGGCACCGCCUCGGGCUGACACGCCAGGCCCAGAGCCGCGUGUGGCUCCGAAGGCUGCGCCCAGGCGACGGCGUGAAGGAGACCGCCAGCAGCGUCAGCAGAACGUGGUGGUUCAGCUGCUGAAGCCGCCGUCCACUGGGAGGGGCCGCUUGUUGAUGUCCUUGAAUCUGCUCAUCGGGCUUGUGCUGGUUUCCUUCUCUGUCGUCUUGAUGGAUGUGGUCAGGAGCCCGCCGAGUCUUCUGAACCCCCCGCCGGAUCAGAAGGUCAAGAAGUAGCUCAGUCGUGCACUCGCAGCGAAUGAGCUAAGACCAAGGGCCUUGUUGCGCUGCGGAACCACAGAGUGUGAACAAACGCACUGGCAGACUGCGUAUGUUGAGCCACAUGCACUUCGGGUUUUCCGUCUUGCGGCGAUUGCCAACAUGGGACGCCUUUGGAACUGACAUGUCGAUAGCACGGCCUCAAGUUUCAGGCGUCUCAAAAGCUCGCCGUGCAAAGCCGGCGUAGAAACCAGGCAAAGCUUGCCUCAUUGG